Vanessa atalanta (red admiral) is the source of this 2088-nucleotide messenger RNA. RefSeq names its product tubulin beta chain-like. The transcript is spliced from 12 exons. Gene Ontology annotation, molecular function: structural constituent of cytoskeleton; GTP binding; GTPase activity. Lineage: Eukaryota; Metazoa; Arthropoda; Insecta; Lepidoptera; Nymphalidae. Gene Ontology annotation, cellular component: cytoplasm; microtubule. The record is from RefSeq and is a predicted model, not a curated record. Bases 127 to 1476 code for a protein of 449 amino acids. Gene Ontology annotation, biological process: microtubule cytoskeleton organization; mitotic cell cycle.
AACAUUACAAAAAUAAAUAGCAACUAUUUCCCAUCGACACACGUGUGAAUCCACGCUUAUAAUAGUUGAAAAUUUCCCCUACCGUUUUAAAAACAUCGAAGUGCUUAGUAGUAAAAAUUGUUAAAAAUGCGUGAAAUAGUGCAUUUGCAGGCGGGGCAGUGCGGCAACCAGAUUGGCUCGAAGUUCUGGGAGAUAAUAUCAGACGAACAUGGUAUUGAUACAACGGGUCACUAUCACGGGGACAGCGACUUGCAGUUGGAGAGAAUACAAGUCUACUACAAUGAGGCAUCUGAUGGCAAGAGGUUCGUCCCAAGGGCGGUGCUCAUCGACCUUGAACCGGGGACGAUGGAUGCCAUCAGGUCUUCGACUUAUGGGCAGCUGUUUAGACCUGAUAACUACGUGUUUGGGCAGAGUGGUGCUGGUAACAACUGGGCGAAGGGACACUACACUGAAGGAGCAGAGUUGGUAGAUUCUGUGAUGGAUGUUGUCAGAAAAGAAGCUGAACCGUGUGAUUGUUUACAAGGUUUCCAACUGACCCAUUCUCUUGGAGGUGGAACGGGAUCUGGUUUAGGUACACUGUUGCUGAGUAAGCUACGUGAAGAGUACCCUGACAGAAUUGUUAAUACAUUCAGUGUUACACCUUCGCCUAAGGUAUCAGAUACUGUGGUGGAGCCGUACAAUGCUACACUAUCCGUCCACCAAUUGGUCGAGAACACUGACGAGACCUUUUGCAUAGACAACGAAGCGCUGUAUGACAUCUGCUUCAGGACCCUCAGACUCUCAUCACCGACCUAUGGAGAUUUGAAUCACUUAGUAUCCCUCACUAUGUCCGGUGUGACGACUUGUCUGCGUUUUCCGGGACAACUUAACGCUGACUUGAGAAAACUUGCUGUCAAUAUGGUGCCCUUCCCGCGUUUACACUUCUUUAUGCCUGGAUUCGCGCCUCUAACUGCGCGAAACAGUCAAAGUUAUCGAGCUCUCACUGUAGCGGAAUUAACGCAGCAGAUGUUCAGUCCCGUGAACAUGAUGGCUGCAUGUGAUCCGCGUCACGGCCGUUACCUAACUGUCGCCGCCAUCUUCAGAGGACGCAUGUCUAUGAAGGAUGUCGACGAACAGAUGCUCAGCGUGCAGGAUAAAAACAGCAGUUACUUCGUAGAAUGGAUACCCAACAAUGUGAAAGUAGCUGUGUGCGACGUUCCCCCGCGUGGACUCAAGAUGGCCGCCACUUUCGUGGGCAACUCCACCGCCAUACAGGAGAUAUUUAAGCGUAUAUCUGAACAGUUCACAUUGAUGUUCAGGAGGAAGGCAUUUCUACAUUGGUACACGGGUGAGGGUAUGGAUGAAAUGGAAUUCACGGAAGCCGAGAGUAAUAUGAAUGACCUAGUUUCAGAAUAUCAGCAAUAUGAGGAAGUAGGUGUUGAUGACGAGUUCGAUGAACAAGAGGUGCAGGCUGAAGAAGAGUAUCCCGAAGAAUAAUUAAAAAAUACAUUAAUUUCUAGUCUUGAAAUUCCCAAUUUUGCUAUUUAUUAUCUGUACCGUAAAAAUGGCGGGAAAUUUAUAUCAAUCAUUGUAAUAUAGUUGAAAAAUAAUUUUAUUGAGUAUAUCACGACACAAAAGUGUUACAUAUCGAAAUGUAGAUUAUAAUCAUUUAUUAUAUAAUUGUCGCAGUGUAGUUUCGAGAUAAAUCGUGGCAACUAUUCGACAUAUUUACAGUAUUUAAUACACAUUACACAGGUACUCGUACUUGGGGACGUUUUCGUCCUACUGAAAAAGACACUUUCAGGAUUGAAAAAAAAUUACUUAGGUUAGGAUUGUUUUAGUAACCACAUUUUAAUUAGAAUUAUAUAAAUUAGUGUCAAUUAAAGUUCGUUAACUAAUAUUAGUAUCAUAUAGUACUUUGUAGUUAUACUUUUUUAGUAGGACGAAAUUGACCCUUUGGCCGACGAGGUUUAAAAAAAAUCAAAAAAUAAUGCUUUUCUUUUAUUUAAUUUUAAGAGAAUUUAUCACGUGUUAAAGAAAACGCCUUUUUAUUAUACUUGAUAUAUUAUUUGAAUUAGUUUUUAGAAAAUUCCAAUUUAUUUUAUACUU